CAACAUCGCAACCUCAACGAGAAGAAGAAAGAGAAGAGAAGCAGCUGAGAUCUGCAGCCUCUUGGGAUAUCUGACAACAGAGAUCUUCAGCAGAAAUGAACGCCAGCCCCCCUGCAGGAAGCGCCCUGGCCCCUGGUGGAUCAACUGGCCCCACCACACCCAAGAAGGGACCACCCAAGUUCAAGCAGAGGCAGACCCGUACAUUCAAGAGCAAGGCCCCCAAACCAGGCCAGAAGGGCUUUGGUGACGACAUCCCCGGAAUGGAGGGUCUUGGCACAGACAUCACAGUGGUGUGCCCAUGGGAAGCUUUCGGCGACAUGGAGCUCAGCGACUUGGCCAAAUACGGCAUCAUUUAAACCUGCUGCCUCCUGCCUUCCUUGCCUGCCUGCACCUCUCCUCUCUCUAAUCCUCUCCAUCCUGCCUUCUCUCCAUCUCCAGCUUGGCACGCCGUGAUAAGGCUGCCGGCAAA
Thunnus maccoyii (southern bluefin tuna) is the source of this 469-nucleotide messenger RNA. Its product is annotated as retinal cone rhodopsin-sensitive cGMP 3',5'-cyclic phosphodiesterase subunit gamma-like. The transcript is spliced from 3 exons. Gene Ontology annotation, cellular component: photoreceptor outer segment membrane. The record is from RefSeq and is a predicted model, not a curated record. Gene Ontology annotation, molecular function: 3',5'-cyclic-nucleotide phosphodiesterase activity; cGMP binding. Bases 96 to 356 code for a protein of 86 amino acids. Lineage: Eukaryota; Metazoa; Chordata; Actinopteri; Scombriformes; Scombridae. Gene Ontology annotation, biological process: positive regulation of epidermal growth factor receptor signaling pathway; positive regulation of G protein-coupled receptor signaling pathway; visual perception.